AUGACAACAAACUUUCACGAACGACUUUCAAAUGACCUUACGGGGCUUCUCGAGAAUGGAUAUGAUCAUAACGUCAUCAUUAAAGUUGGAGAACAUCAAAAUGUUCAAUCGUUCCAAGCUCACUCGGCCAUUCUAUAUCAACGAUCACCAUUUUUUCGACGUAAACUGACCGAUAUACCAAUGAAUUCCCGAGAUGUUAAGGAAAUCAGGCUUGACAACAUUUCAGUUGAAAGUUUUGCCAUCAUUAUUAAAAUGAAAGACAACUUCAAAGAGGACAAAUCGUGUGCUUGUAUGCAUCACAAAGGAUACGAAAGACCCAUUAGAAGUUCGAAGGCGCAGUUUUCGGUGGAAGAGUACGAAGUUUUUAAAGUUUUUAACAAACUAGGAUUAAAAAUUCCGAAUGCGCAGUGA
Molecule: messenger RNA, 411 nt
Organism: Acaulospora morrowiae
Lineage: Eukaryota; Fungi; Glomeromycota; Glomeromycetes; Diversisporales; Acaulosporaceae
Source: the annotation of a GenBank genome assembly